Molecule: messenger RNA, 483 nt
Organism: Closterium sp. Naga37s-1
Lineage: Eukaryota; Viridiplantae; Streptophyta; Zygnematophyceae; Desmidiales; Closteriaceae
Source: the annotation of a GenBank genome assembly
AUGAAUGGUUUGAGGUUCAUAAUGAUGAUGAAGGGCGGCACUAGCAGAGGUCUUGGAAAGAGGAGGAAGGUGAAGUCAAUGGGUUCAGAAGGAGAGGGUAAGACCUUGAGCAGUGAGAAAAGUGAAGGAUUGGAAGGAGCUGAAGGGGAUGGUGGUAAAGAAAUAGAUAUGCAAGGGGGAGGACGAGCAGAAGGAGAGGAGAGGGAUGGAAGGCGGAAGUCUUGCGGCGUCGAGGGCAGAGGAAGGUUGGAAAACAAAGGAGGAGGAGGGGAGGUGGCUGGUGCAGGCAGAUUUGGAGAUGGUGGGAGGAGGGUGGUGGAAGAGGGCAUGGGAGGUGAAGGAGAGGGAGGGGAGGUUGGGGCUGAGAGGGAAGGUGGUGGAGGAGGAGGCGGAGAGGAUGAUAUGAGUGGUGGAGAUGACGAUCGAGGCAGCAGUGAGAGCGGGGUCACCCCACCAUCCUUUGUCCAUGUGUGCCAUCUAUAG